Molecule: messenger RNA, 4452 nt
Organism: Dicentrarchus labrax (European seabass)
Lineage: Eukaryota; Metazoa; Chordata; Actinopteri; Moronidae
Product: protein FAM13C-like
Exons: 11
Coding region: 729-2291 (520 amino acids)
Source: RefSeq, a predicted model, not a curated record
CGUGCGAACACCUCCUCUCCUCCUCCCCCCUCCCUCCAUCCUCCCUCCUCUCUCCUCCACGAGCCCGAGGAUGAGUAAUCCAACGAGGGAGGGCGAGAGAGGCGGAGAACUAACGGGAGAGAGAGAGGGAGAAAGGGGGGAGCGAGGGAGGAAACCAGCGCAGCAUCAGCAUCAUCAUCAUCAUCAUCAUCAGUGAACGUGCAGAACGAGAGGAUGAAAAUUCAAAACCUUCCAGCUCAUCCUUCACACCGGAGAUGGCUAAUUCCUGGACACAUGCUGGAAACCCAAGGAAGAAGGUGAACUGAUAUUUCUAACUGGAUUAUAAUUCCCACAUUUACUGGAACUGGCUAAUUGCUGGAAAGAAGAGAGGUUAAGAAAAAACAAAACAAAGGAAGAGGGAACGUUUGUAUUUCUCUUUCUAAUAUUCAUUUGUAUAAGGAUCGUAACUGACUAAUCUCUGGAAGAGCUGGACAAGUGGGAGGCAGCAUGCCUCGUUUCAUUGGAUGAUACCUGACUAAUAGCCACAUCUUUUAGAGUGUGGGGACAGACUACAUCCUGAACGGCAUCUGUGCCACUCCUCCACAUGUGGUAUUGCAGAGGCUGGGAUCUGGCUAAUAUCUGGAAUUCUUGAUUCAUAACAGUGCCCUAAGAAACUGGACUCUCCUCUGUAUUGUGGGUCUACACACAGCCUCCCCCGGGACCAGGUUAAUCUCUGGAGCGUGUCUGGCAUGUUUUGCUUCUGCCUGCAGAGUUCGCUGCUGAAGCUCCAGGCGCUGGAGGUGGAGGGGGGCCCCUCGCUGGGUCCGUCCCCAGAGGAGAGCCCCCCUGCCCUGGGCAGCAAGGAGCAGAAGAGCCCCUGCGGCCAGGUGGAGCUCGGAGGGAAGGAGGGGAAGACGCUGGCUGUGUGCCACAGCGUCCCUGCUGAUGAGAACAGCCCGCCAGAGCUGCUGACAGUCCUGACCAGACCUCCGCAGUCUCCAAGACACCAUCCGUUAACUGCCAUCCACCCUGGCCAGCAGCCCCUGACCCCUGACGGAGCGCUGCCCCCGAGCCCUCACCACUCCCCCUACUCCCCCCAGAGGAGCAGCCCCGGAGGUGAGGCAGGAGGAGGGGGAGGAGAUGGAGCAGGUGGAGCUCUCCUCCAGCUGCUAGCAGGCGGUCCCAGCCCUCUGCCCUCCCCCCGCUGCUCCAGCAUCAGCCACAGGUUCAACUCCGACCCCGACACAGCACCAUCACCGCCCUGCAGCCAGCAGUACAUACUGUGUCGGGGUCGGGACAGGCCGGAGGGGUCUGAGGACGAGUGUCCCUCCUCCAUCCCGUUCCUCAGCAGACAGAUUCAGACCUUGAAGAAGAAGGUCCGCAGGUUCGAGGAUCAGUUUGAACAGGAGAUGAACUACAAGCCGUCCCACAACGAUAAAUACUCCAACCCAGAGAUGAUCCGAGUGAUGAGUGAGCUAGCGAAUGCUCGCAAACAGCUCAAAGAGCUGAGACUCAGGCAGUCGGUGUUUGAGUCGAAGGAGCCGGAGGGUCCUGAAAACAACUGCAGGUACAUCUCUGGCCAGCAGGGGGCAUCAGAGCACAAACCCACACAGGAGGAAACGGUGGAGUCUCUGUUCAGACGACUGAGAGAGAAGAGACAAGCUCUGGGACUGCCGGAAAACAUGAAGGAGAUGACUCAGGCUCAGAUGGUGCUGGAGAAGAUCACUCUGCAGAAAUGUCUGCUGUACUUUGAGAGUCUGCACGGCCGGCCGGGAACCAAACGGGAGAGGAACCUGGUGAAGCCUCUAUACGACAGAUACCAGAUGAUCAAACGUUUACUGUGUGCCAGCCCGACCAUCACCACCAUAGAGGAAGAGGACGGUUCUGAUGAAGACUCAAUGAGCUCAAUGACCCCAACAGUCAUCGAACUUCCCGUCCCGCCUCCGUGCAGAGCGGCCCGAGCGGCUGCCGGCGAGGAGGACAGCGACCGAGACAGCGACCCCGCCUUCGUGUCCCCGUUAGACGAGGUGAAAGCUGUCCAUCAGCAGCCUGCACUCACCAUGGCCAACCUGCACGAGGCAUCCAGGUCUCAGCUGCUGCAGUGUCUGCGGGAGACCAGGUCGGAGAAGAAGACGAGGCGUAAAGCUCUGAGAGAGUUUGAGGACCAGUUUUACCGUCAGACUGGAAGAAUCUGCCAGAAAGAGGAUCGAACUCCGAUGAAGGAGGAGUACCAGGAAUACAAACAGCUCAAGGCUAAACUCCGCCUGCUGGAAGUCCUCCUCAGCAAACAGGAAGUCACCAAAAUCAUUUGAGAGGAACCAGAAACUUCCUUCAACCCCAAAACUGUCCAUGUGAUUAUGUGAAAGGAGAAAAGAAGAUCAGAAAGGAAGCACUCCAGAGUAUAGAAACUCAUUUAUGCACCAAAUACACUCCUUUCCAUUACGUUUUUAAGCUAUAUUUGCUGAUUCCGUUUUUUUCUGUUUUAAUUUGUGCACAACGAAAUCCUUGUAGAAGUCGAUAAAUAAAUAUUUUUCUUUAAUUCAUUUUAACUCUCGGAGAGUUAGAUGCUUUGAUUGAUAAACCUGCUAAAUAUGAAGCUACAGCCAGCAGCUGGUUAGAAUAGCAUAAAGACAGGAAAGGUGGAAACAACAAGCCUGUCUGUCCAUGCUAACAUUACAGUUACUGUGCUAAUGUUACGGUAAUACGAAACAUUAAUGCUAGCAUUUACAUAAACAUUUCCAUUUGAAUUUACCAUAACAUGCUAAAUGCUUCAUGCUAACAUGCUAAUGUUAGACCUAUGGCAGUGUUAAUAUAACAUCUUCCGUUCAGACUAGCAUGAAUAAAUGGUUCCAUUUGAAUGUUAAGAUGCUAAAUAUUUCAAAUCCAAUGUUUGCUUAGGCAAAACUUAAUGCAGAGCAAGAAACAUUAUAACAUACUUAACAUGUUAGCAUAUCACAGGUAAUGCUAUUUUAGCAUUCUACCGUUCCACAUACAUAGCUGUGCCUAAUGUUAGCAUGUUAGCAUCACAUAUUUAACAUGCAUUUAAAUGUAUACGUUUAUAACGUAACAAUAACAGACUUCCAGCAACUUCCUCUCCGAACUGAACAUUCGUAUAAACUGUAAAUACUGCAGCAGAGUUUUAUAAAGUUUAAGAAGACAUCAGAUAUUUCUUCAGUGCACACCAGCAUCACACAGUGGAUUUAUUUACCUGCAUGGUCAUGUCUGAAUUAUUUUGUACAACUUUAUUCAUUCCAGUCUGCAGAUAAGGAGGUUUCUGGAGGUGAAACACGUAUUCCUUCCAUCUUGUUUGAUUUAAUGGACCAAAGCGUUUUGUUUGUAUAUGGGACUCAAACUGAAAGCACUUUAAUGUGUCACAGGGGUCAAGACUUUAUAAAUGGCUUCCUUUAAAACAACAUGUAAGAUUUAUAAGGCGCUUCAGAUCUCCACUGAAAUGUGUGUGUAGGCUGUUUGGGACAGAGAUGCAAUGUACAAGUUUAUGAUACCGUAUGUAAAGAUAUUAUUGAAACAUAGACAUGGAUGCACCCAUAUUCAUAUGUUAGCACUUACUGCUGAAAAAGGGAAUUUAUUUUUAUCUAAAGUCUAAUAUUAUGCAAUGUGGUCUGUUUUUACCAGUCAGUGCUGGCGGAAGUGAACACGUAGGAGAACUUACACAUCUGUGUUAAGGGUUUACAUCGUACAUUUGGUGGCUAUAUGUUCGUACGUAGUCUCUGAGGUUACAUCGUAUUGGACAUCAGGGCUACUGCGCCGACAGUACUGUCAGUCCCACCGGGAGUUCAGGGGCCUUUUUUGGGAUUGUUGUAUCCUGACAUGCCUGAUUUCACUGCAAAUUUUCAAAAAAAAAUUGCCAUGCAUGUUGCAAUGUUUAAUGGUUUUUAUUGCUAUGAAACUGCAAAAAUAGUUGCAAUUUUUGUUUUUAUAUAAUUCAUUAAAAUCAAAAGCAACUUGUUCCAGUGAGAAUAAAAUCUCACGCAGUUUGGUGACGUGUGGCUCAGUGUUUCACGCAGGGAACUGCUAUGAUUAGUGAAACAAACAGGAAACUACAUUUGGUAAAAUUUUAACCAUUGAUAUCAAUAGGUAAAACCCUCAACUGCCUAAAACCAAAACCUACGGGGGGACUCAAAUUAAAAUCCUGAACACCAUCCAACCCGACCACCUCCCUGUGACUUUGUUAACCAGAAUAUAGACGGGUUGAGUAAUGGCAACCAGAGACAACGUGAGAAAGCUGAAAAGAUUUGUGUUCCUGCCAUCUGCAGUAAAAUGUGUUGCUGUGUCUCACUGAGAAACAAACAUUUCUGUAAGUCCCACAGUGGUUCAAUCACUUUCAGUGCACGUCAGUGUUGAUUCAUGGAUUCAUGCUGUGAUGGUUAAAAAAUGUCCCUGUUGUUGUGACGUUCUGGUUUGCUCGACAGAUUUCUAUAAAGACAAAUAUAAAAUAAAUAUUUUUGCUAUUUA